This is a messenger RNA of Cephus cinctus (wheat stem sawfly), 1778 nucleotides long. It is a transcript of the gene Pex14, whose product is annotated as peroxisomal membrane protein PEX14. Gene Ontology annotation, biological process: protein import into peroxisome matrix, docking. Gene Ontology annotation, cellular component: peroxisomal membrane; peroxisomal importomer complex. The transcript is spliced from 4 exons. NCBI's taxonomy places the organism in Eukaryota, Metazoa, Arthropoda, Insecta, Hymenoptera, Cephidae. The coding region runs from base 276 to 1055 and encodes 259 amino acids. Gene Ontology annotation, molecular function: signaling receptor binding. The record is from RefSeq and is a predicted model, not a curated record.
UUGUUGAAUAACUUGAACAAAUUAAUCAAAAUUUGUGAAAUUUGUAUAAGAACGAUAGUCGUCAUUUCCGUAAAGGGAGCAACAGGAAAUAAUCCCGAGAUUGGUAGGCGCAAGUGCAAAGUACACAAUAUAUGUUUUUGCGUCAAAAUAGUGUAAUGAGGAAUGACAUUUAUUUCUUUUUAAAGACAAUAUACUCUAUACACUUAAAUUUUAAUUAUCGUGUAAUGAUAGUGAUGAAAAUAUAGAAUUCAUCAAAAUAUUCGUCACUACUUAUAAUGGCUAACAAGGAGAUGAAUAAUAAUAAUAUCCCUUUACGGGAGAAUCUUAUCAACACUGCAGUCAAAUUUCUGCAAAAUCCGAAAAUAUCUGGAAGUCCUUCUGAACAAAAACAGGAAUUUCUUAUUAGAAAAGGUCUGACAAAUGAUGAAGUAAAGAGAGCCUUUGAGCUAGCUUCCAUAGAGAAAGUUGAGACUAGUUUUAUAAAAAAUCAAAAUGAAUUUACUGCCAUUGCAAUACCUCCUCAGCCCCAGAUUCAUCCAUAUUAUCAAGUUCAAACUCUUCAGCCUACACUAUUUUACAAGAUCAAAGAAUUUUUUAAUGCCACAGCUUUGAUUGGUGCUACUGUAUAUUGUGUUUAUUGGCUAUAUAAGAAAUUUAUUGCACCAUUCUUGUUUGGUUUUAAAAAACCCAAGACUGUAGAGGACUCUGUCACAAAAUUGGAUGAAACUAUACAGAAUUCAAUGAAGGAAGUGAAAGACUCCAUUUUAAAAGUAGAUGGAGAUGUUAAUAGGUUGACACAAAGACAUUCUAUGGAGCCAACUAUUCCACAUUUGGUUCAAGAAUUAAAACAAGACUUAGCUAGUCUGAAGGCAUUACUUCUUUCGAGAAAACAAUUUCCAAAUGCUCCAGCUUCCAUACCAAGUUGGCAAUUGCAGCCGUCCAGUUCUAACCCAAACAAGUCAAACGACAGUGAAGAUGACACCGGUAGUGGCAGUAGCACAAAUAAUUCUGAUAGCUCCUUAGAAAUGAUCCGAGAAGAUCCUUCCAAAGAAUAAAUUUGAAAGCAUAAGAGACUACCAAAAACUUUAACGUUCCAUUAUCCGCCAUCAAUUUGGCUCCCAUUUUAAUUUUGUUUUUCUAUUAUUAAAAUGGCUUUUAAUGAUAUCAAAAAAAAUUUUGAAACAUGGACUCAAGAAGUGGUUCAUAAAACGAGUAAAAAUAUUUAAGUCACUGGAUGAGAUAUUAUUCGAAGGGUUAAUGUUAGCUGCAUUUUUGUUUAUAUAAUAUUUACAAUUUGUAAGAGGGAUAAAAAAAAGUUCAUUAAUGGCAGUGAUGUUAAAAAAAACCGCGGUAUUUAUUUAACAUUGUUUAUUUGAGAACAAACUGCGGAUAUUCCAAUUCUGCGCACACUUCUUUUUUUAAAUAUAUAUAUAUGUGUGUGUAUGUAUAUAUAUAUAUUUUAAUUCGAUAUCCAGUUAUUUUAUCAUUAUAACCAAGAAUUUAUUGAUAAUUAAACGUAUAUCAAUGCGUGUAUAAUAUGUACUUCCAGUUACGACGUAUCGCGCAGUACAUUCAUGCAAGACCAGUCACUCCCUUAAUAUGGACAACACACACUCCUGUAUUCUAAUAUGUACAAACUAUAUAAUAUUGUUACUUUUGUUGAUUACUAUUAGACAAGCGGGCAAAAUACACAGCUAUGUGCAUAGUUUCCUUCCGUAUGAUAUUCUGUUAUACAGCUAUUCUAAAAUAAGAAUUUCUACAGAAAAUUCUACGUGCAA